GUGCGGCUCCAUGGCACAGAAUGUGCUGUACCCCCUGUACCAGCUGGGGGGCCCCCAGCUUUGCCUCUUCUGAACCAACUUCUUCAUCCAGCUGGUGCGGCCUGGCACGGCCCAGCCCGAGGACACCGUGCAGUUCCGGAUCCCCAUGGAGAUGACCAGGGUGGACCUCAGGAACUACCUGCAGAGCAUCUACAAGAUGCCGGUGGCCGCUGUGCGGACGCGGGUGCAGCACGGCUCCAACAGGAAGAGAGACCACAGGAACGUGCGGCUGAAGAAGCCGGACUACAAGGUGGCCUAUGUGCAGCUGGCCCACGGACAGCGCUUCACCUUUCCCGACCUGUUCCCUGCGAAGGAGCAGGGCUCCCAGGACGGCCCCGAGGACGCCCGGGACCACCUCCUGCAGGCUGAGCGGCAGCGGCUGAGUGCCGACCCCCGGCGUGGCGGGGUUCCCAGCUGGUUUGGCCUGUGACAGGGACACACACCCCAGGGGCAGCUCAAAUAAAAGUCGUACUGGAACCAAAAAAAAAAAGGGGG
Oryctolagus cuniculus (rabbit) is the source of this 534-nucleotide messenger RNA. Its product is annotated as large ribosomal subunit protein uL23m. Gene Ontology annotation, cellular component: mitochondrial large ribosomal subunit; ribosome. The record is from RefSeq and is a predicted model, not a curated record. Gene Ontology annotation, molecular function: structural constituent of ribosome. Gene Ontology annotation, biological process: mitochondrial translation. Lineage: Eukaryota; Metazoa; Chordata; Mammalia; Lagomorpha; Leporidae.